Messenger RNA from Gastrolobium bilobum, 2413 nucleotides. RefSeq lists its product as uncharacterized. Lineage: Eukaryota; Viridiplantae; Streptophyta; Magnoliopsida; Fabales; Fabaceae. The record is from RefSeq and is a predicted model, not a curated record. Gene Ontology annotation, molecular function: ATP binding; protein serine/threonine kinase activity. The transcript is spliced from 4 exons. Bases 1451 to 2413 code for a protein of 320 amino acids. Gene Ontology annotation, biological process: intracellular signal transduction; protein phosphorylation. Gene Ontology annotation, cellular component: cytoplasm.
GCUACGAUUAUUCCUCCUUUUGAAAUGACGCUCGCCAAAGUUCAAAGGUGAGCUUGCACUGACCGAGCCCAUCGACGGUGGGGCUUUUCCUUGGGCGGUGGGAUAUUGGGUGCUGGUUGGUAAUGGCGGUGAACAGGCGACCGGAGAGGUGGGCGCAUACAUGAGUAUCCCACAGGUAGGGACCGAGUUAUUUUUCUCGUAGUGGAUCUUCUCUUGACGGUGACUGCUUCUGCUCGGUUUGAAGGCGUUGGUUCCGAUUUGCUUGAAGGCUUUCAGUUUAAUGUUCAUCUUCCACUUUGGUAGGGACGAAGGCUACUUACGGUGGGCGGUUGGUCUCUCUGACUGAUGACCGGUUUAGAUGUGGGACCAGAAUAGUCCGCUGAAUGGAUUUACUCAGGCUCGGGCCGUUCGGGUUUGGGAUCGGAAGAUCGGGCGAUUUCGCUAUCUGAUGAUGCUAGCUCGGUGCUGCAUGUGGUUCAUUUAGUUUUGAACUUCUUGUCUGGCGUUCGGAGUUUCCAGACCUGGGCGAUGGGUUUUUUCCUUCUUCAGGGCGGUCUAUUUGGGUUUGUUUGUGACGACAAGGCUUUGUAGUUGGGACCUCGAGGCUGAUGGUUGGUGACAUGGGUGAGGCCAAGGGCGGCCGUAUUCUGGGCGACCAGGUUCUAGGCGAUAGAUUUCUCAUUCUGGUUGGUCAUGGUUCUGAUCCCGAUCGGUUUGGUUGGGCGAGCUGCUUACUGGUCGGUGGGUCGAUGAGGAUAAGCAGGUUGAUCGUCGGUCAUGGCUAUUUCUUUGAUAAGGUUGCUGAUAGGAAACCCACUGACUUGUGAAGGGUUUAUGGAUGAAGCUUGUCAGGAUCGGUGACGGGUAAGGGAUGACUAGUAAACUGGGAGAAAAGAGGGUUUCGUGCUUUCUUAGAGCUUCCGGUAGAAGAAUGGGAAUCAAAAUUUGUGGUUCCCCACACACGGCGCCAAUGUACUCAUGGUGGUACAUAGAUGUCUCCCGUGAGGGUGAAGUAUGUUGAUAUAGGGGGUGUCCAUAGUGGCAAUGGUAGAGACCAAGCACUAAUAGAGCUUCCCAUGGUGCACAAAGGGGGGUGUGUGUGGAAGUGGCUAAGGUAGCUCUCUAUAGUCACAGCCGUAGAGGCUGAGUGGAGAAGAAGAAGUCCUCCUCUCAAUGUGAGAGGGGGUAUUUAGAGCAAGAGCUCUAGUCAACCUAGCCAGUCUAGCCUUUUCAGGCUAGGCAUGCUGAACCCCUGCCCAGCUGGUGCAUGGGAAGAGGGGGCAUCCUAUGAUGUCUUCUAGAAGUGGGCCUUUAUGCGAUUGGGCCCAUCUGGUGGGCCUAAGUAAAUAGCAUCCGGAACAGAUCCAUCAUAUUUUGAAGAUCCACAUGCUUGGAACAUGAGAUUUGAGGCAGGGUUGGUUUCUUCCUUUCUUAUUUGAAUUAUAGAGUCAUGGUAAGGUCCGGGAGAACACAAGAGACUUCUGAGGAUCAACCCGAUCCUAUCCUGACUGCAUUGGCUGAGAUGCAGGCGGCUAGGUUAGCCGAUCGGGAGGCCACUAGAUUGGCCAACACGACAAUGAUGGACGCUGAUCGCGAGGUGAACCGGAUAGCCGCAGAAGAAGUUUGUGAAGCGAACCGGAGGACCAUUGAGGAUGUCCUCGAGGAGAACAUGAUGGCGAACAUGACGAUGAUGAGAGUCAUGUUGGAGGAGAUGAGGGCUGGUCCUGCUGUAGGCCAGUUACCACCGCCACCACCGCAACCACCGCCGCUGCCUCCACCUAGUGUUCAGGAUGAGAGCUUGAGUCACUUUGGCAGUGCUGCUCAUGUCGCUGAGACGAGAGAGACUCUUGUAGAGCCUGCUGAGGAUCGUGAUGUGAUAGAUCGCCGGCUGAAUGCUUUCAGAAAGCAUAAGCCACCUGUGUUUGAAGGGUCUUUGGAUCCUAUUGCCGCGGCGAGAUGGCUGGGAUCGCUGGACAAGAUAUUUCGGGUCAUGCUGUGUACAGACCCACAGAAGCUGAUGUUGGAACUAUCAAAGCGAAAAGUUCAGGGGAUAGAAAAGGUGAAAAUUGGUGAUCUCGGAUUGGCUGCUAUAGUGGGACGGAGCCAUGCUGCACAUUCAAUUUUAGGGACACCUGAAUAUAUGGCACCCGAGCUGUAUGAGGAAGAUUACACUGAGAUGGUGGACAUAUACUCUUUUGGAAUGUGUUUGCUUGAAAUGGUCACAAUGGAGAUACCCUACUGUGAAUGUGACAGUGUCGCCAAGAUAUACAAAAAGGUCACCAUGGGAAUUAAGCCUCAGUCCUUGAGCAAAGUCUCAGAUCCAGAGGUGAAGGCUUUCAUUGAGAAGUGCAUAGCACAACCAAGGGCAAGACCUUCAGCCACGGAUCUCCUUAAUAGUACUCUUCUUGUUUAG